Molecule: messenger RNA, 1792 nt
Organism: Saccostrea echinata
Lineage: Eukaryota; Metazoa; Mollusca; Bivalvia; Ostreida; Ostreidae
Product: NF-kappa-B inhibitor alpha-like
Exons: 5
Coding region: 172-1233 (353 amino acids)
Molecular function (GO): protein binding
Source: RefSeq, a predicted model, not a curated record
UUUAAACUGGAUUGACAGGCUUCAGACGCUAGUAGAAGUUAACAAACGAACAUUUCUUUGUGUUUACCCAGACGAAGUAUCACCUCGCAGUUUUCGUCGGAGGUUUAUCGUUAUAGAUCUAACGUUUCUUGUUUUUGUAAGUUCGCCAUAUUUUCCAGAUUGUUAUUCAACAUGUCGACCAGGAACUUUGACCAUCCAGAAAAUUUGGAUGUAGAAGAUUUGGUCGAGGAUUGUGCACCAUAUGCAGGUGUUCAUGACUAUUUGAAAAAAAGUGCAUAUGAUUCAGCAUUCGAAAAGUUGGAUUCUGUAUGCGAUAGUGGUGUGGAUCUAAAAUCUUAUGGAAGUGCCUAUGGAUCUUUACAUGAGAGGGUACCAGAGACUUGUGUACUUGAAAAAAAGUUAGAAAGCCUAACUUUAGAAAGCAGAAAAUGCACAACAGAGGAAACAAAAUGUUCUUUAGAUGAUGGUUACACAAGCUACACGAGUUCAAGUUUUGUGGAGGCGGAUCUAACAGAGUUGCCAUAUCGCCAAAAACCUCAGUGCCAAAUAUCCCAGGAAGUUUUAGAACUCUACAACCAAGACCUUGAUGGAGAUUCGCAGCUGCAUAUGGCAAUCAUAAAUCUGCUGGUCCCCAUUGCUUUGUAUAUCAUAAAGCAGGCUCCUCACAGGGAAUGGCUAGAUCUCCCAAACAACAUGCUUCAGACUCCCCUCCAUCUGGCUGUAAUGACACGCCUUCCUCAGGUGGUGAAGGCUCUAAUUGAUGGAGGGGCUGACAUUGAGGCUAGGAAUUCCAAAGGGGACACACCUCUUCACAUCGCUUGCAGAGAAGGUUUCGAUGAUAUUGUCCAGAUUUUAUUGAGUCAAAGUAGAACCCAGGAUUUGGAAGCACGAAAUUAUGAUGGUCAGACCUGUUUGCACUUGGCAGCAGAGCACACCCACCUUCCAAUCAUUCGCCUAUUGGUUUUGUCAGGAGCCAACCUCAAUACACAGGAUGGUAAGAGUGGGAAAACUGUUAUCCAUUAUGCAGCAGAAAUGGGAAACGUUUUACUUCUGGAGUUUUUACUGCAGUACCCCAUUAACAUUCAUUCCAGGACAUAUAGUGGUCUGACCGCCAUCAUGUUGGCAGAUGGACGAGGUUAUCAUGACAUUGUCCAACAGUUACAGAAAUUCGGAGGUUCACUGGAGAAUGUUACAUUUGAGGAGUCCUCAGAUAGUGAUGAAGAAAUGAGUUGAAUUGGCUUGUUUCAGUCAACAAGACAACAGGGUCUGCCCAUAGAGCCCAAAAACUCCCCACAAAACUGUGAUAGCCAUAAUUGGUGAGGAAGAUUACUAGGACCUUCCUGCUGGCAGGAUGGUGAUCAACUUUAUAGUCCAUGGUUGUGAUUUUUACAAACUUUUACAAAAUUACCAUCAAAAUGGCUAAUGCACUUGGUCAUCCACAGUGGAAAGACAUUCAGGAGAGGGUUUUAUGCAUAAGUGAUACUUUUGAUUUUGAAAAAAAGACAAAUUUUUUUUUGUAUUUGAUGAAUUUAUCAUUAUACAAAAAUGCCAAGAUUAUCAGACUUGCACAAAGCCAGUAAUAAUUUUAUACUUUGUAGAAAUCCUGUAUAUUUAUUUAUUGUGACAUGAAUGUUUAAAAUUCUGCAGUGUGAUAGUGAAAUUGUAACAUCAUUGUCACUUGAUGGAGAUUUUUUGUUCUGUUAAUUUUGUGUAAAUGGAAAUAAAUAAAAAAAAAUCCAAAUUCUGUUAUGAAUGAGAUCACGAUGAAUUAAAAAGGGAACAAUUUAAUUAU